Molecule: messenger RNA, 1560 nt
Organism: Capronia epimyces CBS 606.96
Lineage: Eukaryota; Fungi; Ascomycota; Eurotiomycetes; Chaetothyriales; Herpotrichiellaceae
Exons: 5
Coding region: 1-1560 (519 amino acids)
Biological process (GO): nuclear-transcribed mRNA catabolic process, nonsense-mediated decay
Cellular component (GO): telomerase holoenzyme complex
Molecular function (GO): telomerase RNA binding; telomeric repeat DNA binding; protein binding
Source: RefSeq, a predicted model, not a curated record
AUGGAAGAUAAUUCACAAGAGGCGUCCAAAAUCGUAGAUCGCACAGAGGAGGGUGUGCUAGCCUCUUUAGCAGCCAGAGCCCCUUCAUAUACAACCCUAGAGCAACAACUGGCGAAAUUUCGGUCAGCAUGUCAAGACUACAUCCUCCACGACUUUGCGGCGGCCGCCGAGGCGAAAGUCGAAUCUCGCUUGUGGGAUGCACACUCCAAGGUCAACCAGAAGUUCAGACCACUGCUGGCCCAGUUCCGCGAGGGCGAGUGCAAAAAGAAGCCGGUCGAGCGCCGAAAGGCCGAGAAACUUUACCUGGAGUUUAUCAAGUCAAGCAUGCGCUUCUAUCGAGGAUAUAUUCAAGGCCUCGCUUCCAACUUCAGUGGCAUGCCAGAGAUUGUUGAGAUUGCUCGAAAGUUCAAUCUAGAAACCCUUUCAGCAGAUACGCCUCUGUCUGUGGAUUUAUUGUUGAAGAAGCAAAUCAUUCGCUCUUGCUAUUCAACUCUGGUCCAACUAGGAGAUCUUUCCAGGUACAGAGAGACCGAGCUACAGACCAAAGAGCGUAAUUGGGGACCGGCCAAGGGGUAUUAUGGGCUGGCAUCUGCUCUUGAUCCCACCACCGGAAUCGCAAGCAAUCAGCUUGCUGUCAUCGCAUUAACAGACCAAGAUCAUCUAAGAGCCGUGUAUCACCUCUACAGGGCAAUCUGCGUUGACAACCCUGCUCCUCAAGCUCAAGGAAACUUGAAACUUGAAUUCAAAAAGAUCAAAAAGAGGUCCGUUCAAGGCAAGCAAAUCCUAAGUGAAGAUGCUGCCGCUGAAGGAAGCCGCGAAUUUCAGAAUAAAUUCCUUCUGUUUCACGCUCGUUGCUUUCUGGAGGAAUAUGACGACGAGGAAGACGAGCAAAAUGAGAUACUCCGCCUUCUUUCGGGCGAAUUGAGGGAAAGGCCCUAUGAUACCAUGAUCCGAAAAUUCUGUUUGAUCAACAUUUCGGCACAGAAUCUGGCCGCAACAAGAGUCCGCAACGAUUCUUCGACAUUCCGCUCGUUUGAAAUUGCUCAGCACAUGAAUGUUGCUACUCUUGUCAUGCUUCUAGAGCUUCUACUAGAUGAGCUCCGACCCCCUACGAAAGACACUGCCAGAUCGAAUCAUUCGCGCGAUGGUCCUUCUCGACUUACUCCUCUCGUCCGCCGCAUCCUCCCCCAUCUUAGACUGUAUAGUGGAUGGUUGUUGAGUACUGUCCAGCAACUCCUCGCGAACAGAACACAGCGAGUCCAAAUUGCGGCAUUGUGGCAGACCUAUGCUGAGGCACUUAGCCUGCUUACCCACACAUUCCCUGUUAUACGUGAAGUGCCCGAACUUCCUUACCUCCUGGACGAGGAUCGAGACACUCUAGCCUUUUCACCUUUCAGCAAUUUUGUCAAAGAAACCCGCUUUCAGGAUGCUGGCCAUAUCCCCAAACCCGUACACGACGAAUCGGUGUCUGGCCCACAGUCGAGCCAAGCCCAAAUGCUCUAUCGAGUCAAGUGUUUGGUCAGAGACGCGGUCUAUCUUUGCAAGAAGGUUUGUCUCUGA